CUUCUAGCAAGUACCAGUCGAAAGCUACAGAAUGUCUCAUUAUUUCAUAAAAAUCUGUUCUGGUUGAAUUGCCUAAUGUUGAAACCAAUUUGUAUUAUCUGUGGAACCACAGGAGCUGGAAAAUCCGAUUUGGCUGUUGAGUUGGCCAAAAAGUUUGGUACAGAAGUUAUUAAUGCGGAUUCUAUGCAAGUGUAUCGAGGUUUUGAUACGAUAACAAACAAAAUAUCUCGUGAAGAGCAAAAAAAUGUCAAGCAUCAUCUCAUGUCAUUUCUGGAUUAUGAUCAAGAGUAUAGCGUUCCCAACUUUGAAAAGGAUGCGAAGAGAAUUAUUCAUGAACUGCACGAACAAGGAAAAGUUCCAAUUUUGGUAGGUGGGACAAACUACUAUCUGCAUUCCUUACUGUUUGAUGACUCUACCCUUUCGUCCAUUGACCCUCCUUUACCUGAGAAAGUCAGACAUCCCGAUGAAGGAAUAUUAAACUCUGACAAUACAGACUUGAUGCUUCCAUAUUUACAAAAAGUUGAUCCGGUAAUGGCUGAACGUUGGCAUCCUCGUGACGUACGGAAGAUCCGCAGAAGUUUAGAAAUUUACUUUAACACUGGAAAGCGGCCUUCCGAUAUCUAUAAAGAACAGUCAAGUUUGAAUAAAUCGAAAUUAAAAUACAAAACACUUUUAUUUUGGGCUAAUGCUGAAAAUGAUGUGCUGAUGCCUCGCUUGGAUGCCCGCGUAGAUAAAAUGCUACAACAAGGACUCUUGGAUGAAGUGCAAACAAUGAAAUCUUCUAUCGAUAAAAGUGGCUUUAAACCUGAUAUUACUAGAGGAAUUUGGCAAUGCAUAGGCUUUAAAGAGUUUGAACCCUGGUUUCAGAAUCCGUCUGAGGAGACAUUCCAAGCAUGUUUAGAGAAAAUGAAAGUAUCCACAAAGCAAUAUGCCAAAUAUCAAAAAAAGUGGAUUCUUAAUCGGCUUUUGCCUCUCUGUGUCUCUGAACAAAAGUUGAGACCUUCAUCUAUUCUAUUUUCCAUUGCAAACACCACGGAUUUACAAAAUUGGAACAACGAAGUAGACCGUUCGUGCGACGUAUUUUCCUGUUUUUUUAAUGAUCAAACACUUCCUGCUAUGUCAAUACCAGAACAAAGGGUUAUGGAAAAGGUUGAACAAACUUUACAAAUGCAAGACAGAGAUACUCUCAACACUAAAUUUACCUGCGAUAUUUGCUUAGAUAAAACUGGAAGGCCUUUUGUUGCCAUCGGUAAAGACGCUUGGCAAACGCAUAUUCAAAGCAGAAAGCAUAAAACGACGAUUCGUCGAAUAAAAGAAAGAGCCACUCGACAUGAGCGCAUUGAAGCUGCAAAGAAAGCUGCCUUAGAAAGGAAAAAGGAAGCCGAGUAAUUCAUUAUUUUUGGUUAAUUUAUAUAGGGUUUUAUCAGUAAUAGCUAGGUUAAGAUACUUGUUUAAGAAUUGCUUUUAUUUUUUCAUAUCUGAAGCUACAAACCCCUAUAAGCAGGUAAUUAAUUAUAUUUUUCCUCUAUUCUAUUUACUAGACCAAUCUAUU
Schizosaccharomyces octosporus yFS286 is the source of this 1552-nucleotide messenger RNA. RefSeq names its product tRNA isopentenyltransferase. Gene Ontology annotation, cellular component: mitochondrion. Lineage: Eukaryota; Fungi; Ascomycota; Schizosaccharomycetes; Schizosaccharomycetales; Schizosaccharomycetaceae. The record is from RefSeq and is a predicted model, not a curated record. The coding region runs from base 76 to 1389 and encodes 437 amino acids. The transcript has a single exon. Gene Ontology annotation, biological process: tRNA modification. Gene Ontology annotation, molecular function: tRNA dimethylallyltransferase activity.